Hippopotamus amphibius kiboko is the source of this 4310-nucleotide messenger RNA. RefSeq names its product fibulin 2 (gene FBLN2). Gene Ontology annotation, cellular component: extracellular region. The record is from RefSeq and is a predicted model, not a curated record. The transcript has 18 exons. Lineage: Eukaryota; Metazoa; Chordata; Mammalia; Artiodactyla; Hippopotamidae. Gene Ontology annotation, molecular function: calcium ion binding. The coding region runs from base 159 to 3812 and encodes 1217 amino acids.
CGCCGCCCGGGCUCCCGAGCUCUCGACUCGCCGAGCGCGGGGCGGGCGGACGGACGGACGGACGGACGGACGCGCCGGCGGCAGCACGAGCGGAGCGCAGCGCGGGCCUCGCGGGAGAGGACGGUUCGUGUGGAGGCGGCGCGCGCCGGCUGAGGGGCAUGGCGCCGCUCGGGGAGCCCGCGGGGGCCUGGCUGGCCCUGGCGCUGGCGCUGGGCCUGGGGCUGAGCCCGGGUGCGGCGGCCCCGGGGCCGGACUGCACGGGCGUCGAGUGCGCGCCGCUGGAGAACUGCAUCGAGGAGGCGCUGGAGCCGGGCGCGUGCUGCGCCACGUGCGUGCAGCGGGGCUGCGCCUGCGAGGGCUACCAGUACUACGACUGCCUGCAGGGCGGCUUCGUACGCGGCCGCGUGCCCGCCGGCCAGUCCUACUUCGUGGACUUCGGCAGCACCGAGUGCUCCUGCCCGCCGGGCGGCGGCAAGAUCAGCUGCCAGUUCAUGCCGUGCCCGGAGCUGCCGCCCAACUGCAUCGAGGCCGUGCUGGCGGCCGACAGCUGCCCGCAGUGCGGCCAGGUGGGCUGCGUCCACUCCGGCCGCAAGUACGCCGCCGGCCACACCGUCCACCUGUCGCCCUGCCGGGCCUGCCACUGUCCCGACGCCGGCGGCGAGCUCAUCUGCUACCGGCUCCCCGACUGCCACGGAGACGCCGCCCCCGGAAAUGUCUCGGACACCGAGGAGGGUGACCCUGAGCGACACUACGAAGACCCCUACAGCUACGACCAGGAGGUGGCCGAGGCGGAGGCCGCGGCGGCCCAGGCAGGCGAGCUCCAGGUGGGCGCCAGGGGCCCGGCCGCUCUGGGAGGCGGAGGUCAGCCACCUGCAGCCAUCCAGGCCACCCCCCGGCCAGCCGCCCUGCCCAGGCCCACGGCGGCCGCCGCCCUGGGCCCCCCAGCCCCCGUGCAGGCCAAGACCAGGAGAGUGACGGAGCACAGACGGGAGGAGAGGGAGGAAGUGACCGUCGGGGAGCAGCCGGCAGCAGGGGGCCCCGGGGGGCUGGAUGCACAGCCCACAGCAGGCCCAGCGCCCGGUCUCCCUGUCCGAGAGGAGGGGGCCGAGGCCAGGGCACGGCCCGAGGAGAACCUCAUCCCGGACGCCCAGGCCACCCCCCGCAGCGCCGGGCAGGAGGGAGCCGGACCCGUUCCCAUGUCGAGCGCGGCCAGUGUCCUCCCGUCACAGGCCACGCCGAGCGCUCCUGAGGGCGCGACGGAGCCCGGCACCCUCGCCAUGCUGACCACACCUCGCCAGGAGGCAGCCCGCGUCCCACCCACCCAGGAAGUGCCCAAGCAGCCAGGGGUUCUGCCCCGUUCUCGGCCAGAGGAAGACACAGACCCCAACUCUGUCCAUUCUGUCCCCAGAGGUGACCCUGCAGUGUCCACGAAGGACCUGAUUGACACGUGCUGUGCGGCCGGGCAGCAGUGGGCCAUCGACAACGACGAGUGCCUGGACAUCCCCGAAAGCGGCGCCGAGGGUGACGUGUGCAGGACGGCCCAGAAGCACUGCUGCGUGUCCUACUUGAAGGAGAAGAGCUGCAUGGCCGGCGUCGUGGGGGCCAAGGAGGGCCAGACCUGCGGGGACGAGGACGACGACACCUGUGGCGUCUCCCUGUACAAGCAAUGCUGUGACUGCUGCGGCCUGGGGCUCCGCGUGCGGGCCGAGGGCCAGUCGUGUGACUCCAACCCCAAUCUCGGCUACCCCUGCAACCACGUCAUGCUCUCCUGCUGUGAGGGCGAGGACCCCCUCAUCGUGCCCGAGGUCCGCCGCCCUCCGGAGCCCGCAGCCGUGCCGCAGAGAGUUUCAGAGGCGGAGGUGGCGAGCCGGGAGGCCCUGUCGCUGGGCACAGAGACUGAGCUGCCCAACAGCCUGCCCGGCGAUGACCAGGAUGAGUGCCUGCUUCUCCCCGGGGAGCUAUGCCAGCACCUGUGCAUCAACACUGUGGGCUCCUACCACUGCGCCUGCUUCCCUGGCUUCUCGCUGCAGGACGAUGGCCGUACCUGCCGCCCAGACGGUGAGCCUCCAGAGCCGGAGGCCGCCAAGGAGCCAGCGCUGAGGCCCGAACCCUCCCAGGCGGCCUCCAACACCAUUGCUCUGCCGGUGCCGCAGCCCAACACCUGCAAAGACAACGGGCCCUGCAAGCAGGUGUGCAGCAUCGUCGGGGACACCGCCAUGUGCUCCUGCUUCCCUGGCUACGCCAUCAUGGCAGACGGCGUGUCCUGUGAGGACCAAGACGAGUGCCUUAUGGGCGCUCACGAUUGUAGCCGGCGACAGUUCUGUGUGAACACCCUGGGAUCCUUCUACUGUGUCAACCACACAGUGCUCUGUGCCGAGGGCUUUAUCCUCAACGCGCACAGGACGUGCGUGGACGUCAACGAGUGCGUGACGGACCUGCACACGUGCAGCCGGGCCGACCACUGCGUGAACACGGUGGGCUCCUUCCACUGCUACAAGGCUCUCACCUGCGAGCCGGGCUACACGCUCGAGGAUGGAGAGUGCACAGAUGUGGACGAGUGUGCGCUGGGCACACACGGCUGCCAGGCGGGCUUCACGUGCCAGAACACCAAGGGCUCCUUCUACUGCCAGGCGCGCCAGCGCUGCAUGGAGGGCUUCCUGCAGGACCCCGAGGGCAACUGCGUGGACAUCAACGAGUGCACGUCUCUCUCCGAGCCGUGUCGGCCCGGCUUCAGCUGCAUCAACACGGUGGGCUCCUACACGUGCCAGAGGAACCCGGUGAUCUGCGGGCGCGGCUACCACGCCAGCCAGGACGGGACCAAGUGUGUGGACGUGAACGAGUGUGAGGCGGGCGUGCACCGCUGUGGCGAAGGCCAGGUGUGCCACAACCUCCCCGGCUCCUACCGCUGUGACUGCAAGCCUGGCUUCCAGCGGGACGCCUUCGGCCGCACCUGCAUCGAUGUGAAUGAGUGCUGGACCUCGCCCAGCCGCCUGUGCCAGCACACGUGCGAGAACACGCUCGGCUCCUACCGCUGCUCCUGCGCCUCCGGCUUCCUGCUGGCGGCCGACGGCAAGCACUGCGAAGAUGUGAACGAGUGCGAGGCCCAGCGCUGCAGCCAGGAGUGCGCCAACAUCUAUGGUUCCUACCAGUGCUACUGCCGCCAGGGCUACCAGCUGGCCGAGGACGGGCACACCUGCACAGACAUUGACGAGUGUGCUCAAGGCGCCGGCAUCCUCUGCACCUUCCGCUGCAUCAACGUGCCAGGGAGCUACCAGUGCGCGUGCCCAGAGCGCGGCUACACCAUGACGGCCAACGGGAGGUCCUGCAAGGACCUGGAUGAGUGUGCACUGGGUACCCACAACUGCUCUGAAGCCGAGACCUGCCAUAACGUCCAGGGCGGCUUCCGCUGCCUGCGCUUCGAGUGUCCUCCAAACUACGUCCGAGUCUCCGACACGAAGUGCGAGCGCGCUCUGUGCCACGACUUCAUGGAGUGCCAGAACGCGCCGGCGCGCAUCACCUACUACCGGCUCAACUUCCAGACUGGGCUGCUGGUGCCGGCGCACAUCUUCCGCAUCAGCCCGGUGCCUGCCUUCGCCGGCGACACCAUCGCGCUGACCAUCACCAAGGGCAACGAGGAGGGCUACUUCGGCACGCGCCGCCUCAACGCCUACACGGGCGUCGUCUUCCUGCAGCGGUCUGUGCGCGAGCCUCGGGACUUCGCCCUGGACGUGGAGAUGAAGCUCUGGCGGCAGGGCUCUGUCACCACCUUCCUGGCCAAGAUGCACAUCUUCUUCACCACCUUUGCCCUGUGAGGCGCCGCUGGCCACGAACGAGCGCAUGGAGCCCGGGUCCCCCACGGGUCCCGCGCGCCGGCCGCGCGCCUCCCUCUGUGCUCCCCAUUGGCCGCGUGGGGGGUGGGCGCUGUGGCCAGCUUCCUCUGACCCUGUACAUUAACUUAAUUUUGCUGACUCAAUUCCUCGCGUUCCGGCCUCCCCUGUGUCCCGGGAGGGAGCUUUGGGGGCAGUUCCAGGCCAGUGCCAGUGCCCUGUGCACGGGGUCGGAGGACCAGAGGCUGGACGUGACCAAGACUGGAAACAGCGACCACGUUGGAGCUUUUGGACUCAACUGGGUGACCUGUGCCCAGCGAUGAUAUUCUGUUUCAUGUGCCACUGUGAUUAGCUCUUCACUUUAAAAAAAAAAAUCAUUUUUAAGUGUUUUUGUUUAAUUAUAAAAGUAGUACCUGUAUAUUGCAAAUAUAUAUAUAUUCAAAUAGUACAAGCGGGUUAUAAAGUAAAAAGUGAGAAAAGAAA